Messenger RNA from Anneissia japonica, 1415 nucleotides. RefSeq names its product B-cell receptor-associated protein 31-like. Gene Ontology annotation, biological process: endoplasmic reticulum to Golgi vesicle-mediated transport; intracellular protein transport. Bases 166 to 903 code for a protein of 245 amino acids. The transcript has 8 exons. Gene Ontology annotation, cellular component: endoplasmic reticulum; endoplasmic reticulum membrane. The record is from RefSeq and is a predicted model, not a curated record. Lineage: Eukaryota; Metazoa; Echinodermata; Crinoidea; Comatulida; Comatulidae.
CCGAAUUAAACCCGGAUUCGACCAUUAUAGUGGUGGGGUUAAGGGUUAGGAUGUCGUGGACGAAGGGACAAGGAGAGCCACACAGCGCAUCAUAUUGAACAAUAAACUAUUUAUAGCGCUGAUUUUAACGCCAUCUGAUAGAUAAAUACAGAAUUCAACAAAAAGAUGUCUUUACAGUGGAAUUUUGUUGCUGGAUUUCUCUACUUUGAGAUUUUCUUACUUGUUCUUCUCAUGUUACCUUUCAUUAAAGCAUACAUGUGGCAGAAGAUUUUCCGAUCUCGAUGGUUGAACAUAGUGACAGCAUAUGCUCAUCUGUACUUAAAAUUUGUUACGUUUCUCCUCAUUUUACUCUUUGUAGAUGCAAUUCGUGAGAUUAGAAAAUACUCCGGCACAAAAGUUGACAUCAACCUUCCUGAGGCAGAGACUUCGAUGAACAUGAAGAUGUUCCGAGCUCAAAGAAACCUCUACAUAUCUGGAUUUGCAGUCCUUCUGCUGUGGGUGUUGAAUAGAAUAAGCACGUUGAUCUCCAUUGAAGCCACUCUCACAGCCUCGAAUGAAGCCUCUCUAAAGCAGGCCCGUGGGGCCUCUGAGCAGGCCCAGAAACUGAUGAAAGAAAUAGAAGAAUUGCAAAAGGAUAGCAAGCGUAAAUUGUCGCGUUCUAAUUCAAUGGCGGAUGUUGUCGUGGCUGCAGUUGCUGACAGCGAAGUCACCAAGGAACUGAAAUCUACUAAAGAAGAGGUUGCCAACCUCACCAAUGAGUUGGAGAAAGCUAAGCUUGACUUAGCAGCCUUCAGGAAGCAAGCUGAAGGGGUUAAUAUUGAGUAUGAUAGGCUUCUAACAGAGCAUGCCAAGCUACAGAAACAGUUAGAAGGUCAAGGAGAAGAAUCAAAGAAGGACAACUAAAGGAUCUUAUGAAUAAAUUAAUUUUUAUCAAGCUUUAAUAUUGCUUUUUGGUAUGGUUGAUAAAAUAUUUAAUUAUUUUAAAAGAGCAAUGAAAUUGUAGGGUUUUUUUUUGGUAAAUUUUAGCGUAGACAAAAAUAUAUUUUUACUCUAUUCCUUUAGACACCUGGCCAAGGACCAGCGAGUUAAUCACUACCCUAUUAGAUAGGUGGCAAUCCCUUUCACAUGACAAAUAUACACAUGAUGCUCUACAUAAACUAGUCUCAUGAAGAGGCUUAUGAAGUAGGGUUUUGUCAUGAGAAAAAAUUCUGGAAUCUGACAGGAUUUGAAGACAGGCAUCUGGGAUUGGAAGGCAUGCAUCUUCCACCAACCUAUUACAAUCAUCUUUAGCUCAACGCAGACAGCGCUGCUGUAAAAUAAUGAUAAUAAUAAUAAUACAAUAAUAAUAAUAAUAAUAAAAACAAUAAUAAUAAUAAAACAAUAAUAAUAAUAAAAAUAAUAAUAAUAAUAAUAAU